UUAAAUAUAUUAUUUUUUUCUUUCAAAUUUUAUUAUAGUUUAACUAUAAUAAUUGUCACAUAGAUUUUUAUAAAAUUACAGUCGAUUGGGUUAAGCAUAUCGAAGUUAUUUUUCUCUCGGUUAUAUAUUGGUUUCAUGAAUUAAAUUAUCUUUAUAUAGCAACACAUUGAUCAAGCUAUCGAGAAACAUUUUACAUAUACUUAUCCACAAUGCAAAAUCCAAUUUAAAAAAUUUGCCCACAAACAACACCUCAUAAUUAAGAUUAGUAUAAUACUAUUGAUCCUUUUGCAACAUCAAUUUUAGAGAUUCUCUUAUUCUACAAUAUAUAGUAUCUGAAACGUAGAGAAAAAACACAUAAUGUAGGUAUUUAUAAAGAAACAUGAAUAUGAACUCGAAUUCCGAGGCGAGAAACUGCUUGACAUAAAUAUUGCAUAUUCUUAAAUUUCAAAAAAAGAAGAAGAUAUAUUGCAUAUUCUUCCCAUACGGAAGGCGAUAAUCAAUUUUGGUUUUGUUAAUUUUUACAAUGAGGCGAGAAUCAAAUCAUUAGUUACAGAUGCUGUCACUAUAAAAAUAAAAUAUGUUUUUUUUUCAAAUAUAGCCUCCGAAACUUCAUAACCGACACUGCUUCUUGACCAAUUAACUCUAAAUAAUAUCUUCGUGAGCAUCAUAUUUUGAAACAUCAUAAGAUAACAGUUCCAGAUGAGCUUUUUUAAAUUAUAAUAAAAAGAUUCAUGAAUUUUUCAUGUUUCUUUUGGUGUGAGUUCUCAUAUGUUCACAUUAGUUUUUGUCGUGUUAGCUUUCAAAUAGAAAAGAUAAUAUAAAAAAUACUGCAAGAACACGAAACCUAGUAAUUAUUAAUUAUUAGAUUUAAUUGGUUUACAAAAUAAAUAUAAUUUACAAAUUUAAAUCGGUUUAUAAAUAAAAAUUUGGUCUACAAAUUAAAAUUGGUUUACAAACCUAAACCAACACAUAUACUUAAACCUAAAGGGUCAUUGUCUUCUUGCGCCGUUAGGGUAUGGUGUGUCUCUCUCUUUGUAUCUCUCUCUCGAUCAGUUCAUAACUCUGGGAAGGAGAAGCUCUGCUUGCUUUCCUUUCUAAAUUUAUCUCAAAUUGAGAAACCUAGAGAGAUGAUAAGAGAGUUUGCCAAGAACAGAGUCCGGGUUCCUUCAUUUCUCAAAUCAGCGAAAUUGAACUUCACCGAACUCGAAAUCAACUCGUUGGUUUUGAUGGGUUUUUCUUAAUUCUCUAGAUCCUGAGAAAAAUCUUGAAAUUCCCAGAAGAUGUUUGGGUUUGUGUGUGAAUGUUUUUACUUGAGCCGAGAUAUCUCCGAGUUUGAUUUGGAAUCGUCCGAGCCAAAGCCCUUCUGGUUUCCUUCUCCUCUUCCUUGCUGGCCACAUGAUUUUAUUUCCAUCUAGAUCCUCGCUGCCGAUCAACCUCCAUGUCCUGUCGAUCGCCUCAUCUUCCGCAAUACUCCGGGUACCAAAAAUGUGCUCAACCUCUUUCUCGAUCUCUGUGACUGGAGCCUUCUCGCGCUAUUUCCACACCACCGAUGUGCACCGCCAACGUUGUCAUUACCUGUGUGAUCGGAAAAAGAUGGAAAAAUCCUCAUGGAGUCUCACCAAAAGAGAUCCGACGGGAGUAUCCACUCCUAGUUUCUUCCUUUGUCGGAGAAGGUGACGCCUGAAGAAACACUCGACGAAGCAGUCUUUGCAACGUUAAAGAAGAGUUUAUAUUAGUUUCUCCUUCCUAUUCAGUAACCCUCUCUCUUCUCCAUGGUAACAAAAGAUAACAGGGAUCGUAAUGCUUGAGUGCAAGAAACUGAUGUAUCUCGCAACACCAAGCACUGUUAUUUAUAGUUCUAGAUUGAGCGAAGAGUGGGUGCAUUGAAUGAAACCUUGUGGGUAGGUGAAGUGGAUCAUUGGUCUUUAAGGAUUCAACUAAUAUCUUUUACUGGAUGCAUCGGCGGUUACGCAUCCAUGUCAUCGAACUGGUUCGCAUGAACAUAAAAGGACACCACAUGUGACUUGGGUUUCAAUAACAUAAAUUUCAUGGCCCAACUACGGAUCUCCCUCUCUGCUGAAAGGUGCCAUAAAAAAUAGCUCACCUACAUAUAAGCCCAACAAAACAUACAUCCGAUACAUUUAAGUUCUUGCUGAUGUGUCACUCUCUCCUUGCACUAUUUACUGAUGUGGAAUCCUAUGUGGCAGCCUUAGGAGUGAUCCAAACACUACUUUAUAUAUAAAGAUGUAUGUAUAUCAGUAUAUAAGCUUUUAAUUAGUCUUCUUAUUAUUAAUGGUUAAGCAUUAAUUCUCCUUGCAUUACAUAUGCUAGGUUUUUUGGUAUUUUACCUUGACAUUAAUCCACGAUUGAACAUAUUGAUGUAGUAGAUCGAUUCAAGCAUUAACAAUACAUAUAUAUAGUCUAGAUUAGUGGGAAAUAAUAAAGUUUCUAUUAGAAAAGAGCCCUUAGGGGAAGGUAAGUGGGACGCAUGAAUAAAGGGGGUUUAUAUCACCCAACAAUAAAAAUCACCCAAAUAAAAUCAAUGUGCUUCCCUUUAAACAUUCUUCUUGUCAUUUUCCUCACAACCAUCUUCUACUUUGGCCAACUUUUUAUCUUUUGUUGCCGUAAAAAAGAAAUUCAAAUAUGCAAAUCUCCACUCACACAUUAUACAUUCUCUUUUUACAAUCCUUAGAAUGCCCUUUUUGCCGUCUUCCCCUUGUCCUCUUCCUGCUGUACUCCUGAUUCUCUUCCUUUCGGAAUUUCGUCGAAAUAUUCAACAACCCUAUAUUUUUAAUUAUAUUCUCAUGCAGAUUAAAUAAUAAGAAUAUAUCGCCCCUUUUCUUCCAUAUAUAACACAACAUACGUAACAUGACCCCAAACCCUAUAGCAACACACUCUCCACGACUCAUAUUAUACCGUGUACGUCAUGAGUUCAGUAGCAAGAGACCGAAAGGAACAAAUGGUAAUCCAGUCUUCAAUCGUGUUGCUUCAAGAAAGAUUCAGACAACUUCAGAGAACGCGAGAGUUAAGAGCUGAGCGAGAGCUCCUUAACCCUAAACCUAACCACCAAGACAACAAUAUCUUACAAUAUUACACCCAACCCGCGAGUUUUGAUUUCUUCCAGUUUCUACCUCUUAACUCUCAAACAUCCUCGUCACAGCAGCUCCUCUCCCUCUCCUUAUGCCCUAUCUCCACAUCUGAUUCCACUGAAAAGCCUAGCUUUUAUCAUCACUGGCCAAAUAAAGACGACAAGAAGAAGGUGGUUGGGACUGAUCGACACGACGAUGUUGAUACGUCUCUGCGUCUCUAAGUUCAUAAAGUUUCUCCUCAGUCUUUUUGCUUUUUAUUUAUACAAAUGUGUGUAUAACCCUUUCUGGUCGGUAUGCUCUUAUAAGGAGUCUUGUAUCUCUUAGCGAAAAAAAGGCGUCUUGUAGGUGGUAAUGAUAUGUAUGUUCAAAUGCAAUCAUAUAUAGUAUUACAUGUUUCAGAGCUAA
This is a messenger RNA of Brassica napus (rape), 3494 nucleotides long. RefSeq lists its product as uncharacterized. Bases 2927 to 3310 code for a protein of 127 amino acids. Lineage: Eukaryota; Viridiplantae; Streptophyta; Magnoliopsida; Brassicales; Brassicaceae. The record is from RefSeq and is a predicted model, not a curated record. The transcript is spliced from 2 exons.